AUGUCCCACGGUAUCUGGAUCUCUGAUAUAUCUUGCCCUUCUCCAACCUCUUCAGAGUCCUCUUUCGACGAAGAUGAAGUUAACUAUCGAGUAAAACCGUACUGGUCUCAGUAUCGUAGCAUUUUGAAACACCGUGGUUUUCAUCUCGAGACUGUUCGCGAUGUGCAGGACUACUACACGUUUAUUGGUAUGCCUAAAAGAGCAGAACGGCUUAAAGAACUCGAAGAAGACAUACUAUAUCCUGACGCUGGUUUACCAGACAACCUCUUUCGAGGCAUCAGAAUAGUAGAUGGAACCAAGGUCAUGGUUAAAGCUGUACAUCGAGAGAGUCGGGAGCUCGACAUCAUUCGAUUCCUAUCUUCACCAGCAAUGAGACGACAACCAAUGAAUCACUGCAUUCCGGUUCUCGAUUUAAUAGAUGUCCCAGAAGACGAUAUAGCUUUUAUUGUCAUGGAACAGUGGUCCUCUCAUCUAGUUAUCAAUGACGCUCCGUGCUGUCUACAAUUAUUUCUCUCCGCCGUACGCCAAUGCAUUGAACAUUGUCUCUUUAUGCACAUGCACCAAAUAGCCCAUCUCGACAUCUCUAUACGAAAUGUGCUCACCGACCACCAAGGCCACUAUGCCUAUAUAGACUUUGAACUCAGUCGCAGGUUCGAUGCGAGUGAUGCCAGAGUGUCUGGAAGAAGAGGAACAGAAUUGCCUCCGGAAUGCGGACAUGAAGCGUUCUACGACCCCUAUAAAGUCGAUGUGUGGGCUUUGGCAAUUCUCAUUUUACGUGCAUGCAAGCUCACUGGGUUUUGUAUACCUGAACUCAUUGAACUUGUCAAGCCCAUGUUGUAUGACGACCCAGCUCAACGCCCAUCCAUGGAACUCAUAAUGCAUGCCUUUAACCAUAUGACCUCUUCUAUUUCUCCGCAAAGGCUAUUGAUGAUACCUCACUUCUGCUAA
This is a messenger RNA of Lentinula edodes (shiitake mushroom), 948 nucleotides long. RefSeq names its product kinase-like domain-containing protein. Lineage: Eukaryota; Fungi; Basidiomycota; Agaricomycetes; Agaricales; Omphalotaceae. The transcript is spliced from 5 exons. The record is from RefSeq and is a predicted model, not a curated record. The coding region runs from base 1 to 948 and encodes 315 amino acids. Gene Ontology annotation, biological process: protein phosphorylation. Gene Ontology annotation, molecular function: protein kinase activity; ATP binding.